GCGCGGGCGGUUCCGGCUCGGUUCUCCAUUCAUUGGGAUCGCGGCGGGCUCCGCGGCGGGCGGCAGGAUGGCUGCUCGGCUGUCCGCGCUCCUGCCCCUGCUCCCGCUGCUGCUGCUGCUGCCGGGCCGGGGACCACCGGGGGCCCUGGGCAACCGGCACGCCGUGCACUGGAACAGCUCCAACCUGCACCUGCGGCGGGAGGGCUACACAGUACAGGUGAACGUCAACGACUACCUGGACAUCUACUGCCCACACUACAACGCCUCGGUGCCCGAGCACCGGCUGGAGCAGUACGUGCUCUACAUGGUGAAUGCGGAGGGCUACCGCACCUGCAACACCAGCCAGGGCUUCAAGCGCUGGGAGUGCAACCGGCCCCAUGCGCCCCACAGCCCCAUCAAAUUCUCGGAGAAGUUCCAGCGCUACAGCGCUUUCUCGCUGGGCUACGAGUUCCGCGCAGGGCAGGAGUACUACUACAUCUCCACGCCGACGCACAACCACCGCCGGGCCUGCCUGAAGAUGAAGGUGUUCGUGUGCUGCGCCUCCACAUCGCACUCCGGGGAGAAGCUGGCGCCCACCCUGCCACAGUUCACCCUGCGGCCCGAGGUGAAGAUCGAGGACCUGGACAACUUCAACCCGGAGAUGCCCAAGCUGGAGAAGAGCAUCAGCGGCACCAGCCCCAAGCGGGAACACUUGCCCCUGGCCGUGGCUGCCGCGCUUUUCCUCAUGACGCUGCUGGCCUCCUAGCUCCUGGCGCUGGUGGGGGCCCGGCCAGCACGGCUCCACCGAGUGGGGACCCCCAGACCUGCUGCCCCUCCUGAGAACCAGCGGGGGACCACCACAGGACCACCCCGGCCCCUCCACACCGCUAUCUCCCUGCCCAGAGAGCUGCCCCACGGGGCAGGGGGCUGCGGCACCUGCCGAUCCCGGCUGGGACUCGCCCCCCACCCCACCAACAGCUGCGGCCACGGCCACGAGGAUGCGGCUCGGUGCUGCUGUGUGCACCGCACCUUCCGCCGACACCAUUCCACAGCGCUGAGUCCUGCCUGCCAAAUCCUGCCCACAGCCCACACGGUGCCCCAUGGCUGAGGGGCAGUGCCGGGCUGGGGAGCCCAGUGAGGGCCAGGACCCCCAGGGCCGGGCAGCCUGUACAUACCUAUAUAGAGAUCUAUACAUACUGUACAGAGAGUGACUAUAUAGAUAUAUCUAUUCUGUACCAUAGGCAGCGGUGCCGGCCCCGCGCUGGCUUGUACAUAGUCGAACGUGUUGGAUUUUCCUCGUCUUCCGUGAAGACCCGACCUAUGCAAACGCACAGACACUUUUUGGGGAAAAAACAAAACAAAAAAACAAUCUCAACCUUUUUUUCAAGUGCUUUGGCUGGUGAUUUUCAUAUUCUGCUCUUAGUCUAUUAAAAAAAAAAUAAUAAAAGGAUAAAAAAAUGUGACCCCUGUCACAGCAGCGUGCAGCGCUCCUGGCCAGCCGUCGGCCAGCUCUGCCCUCCAGCGCAGCGGGCUCUGGCCGGAGCAGGGGGUCAGGCAGGGGCAGCCAGCACCAGGUGCCGACCACCGUGCCAACCACCUCGCUGGCCCUGGGCACGACAGCUCCAGUCACAGGCUUAGCGCCUCUGCCAGAGAGGGCAUCCCAGGGGGAUGCAGGGUGCAGCUUCCCGCUGGCUCUGCUCCCCAUCGACCCCCUGGCAGUGGCACGGAGCAGCCGGCGGGGACCUGGUGCUGCCCGCAGGAGGAUGGCAUGGACCACAGGCAGCACCCGCAGGUAAGGGCAGUGCAGGGCCGUGGGCAAUGCCCUCAGCACCCAUCCCUGGGGUGCUGGGCUGUGGUGGCUGGGGGCACCCUGGGGAGGAGUAGGCACAGGAGAGACAUCCUCGUCAUCCUCACCAGCUGCAUGGGGUGAGUGACUGUGGGUCGGCACCCCGACGUGCCUGGGAGCUCCAUGGGAAUCCCCGCAUCACCCCCCCCGCCGGCACGUCUGGCUCUGCCGGGCAUGCCAGCUCCUGUGCUCCUGGGGGGACCUGGCACAUGCCUGUCUGCGGCAGCUCCUGUGGGAAGGGACGAUGCUCUGGGCUCCCCCUCCGGUGCCCCCAGCGAGGCAAGGGGGUGUGUGGGGAGGGGGUUGUGCCCUGGGACCCACUGAGGAUAGGGUUGCUGCUACAGGGGGUGCCACAGGCUGAGCAGGAGUUCGGUGCAGCCAGCACCCCAAAACCCCAGUGGGUGCUGGGGAGCAGCCAUACGGGUCCUGAACCUGCACCCCACUGCACCAGGGGGGCCCAGUGCCCCCAGGGAGCGGGGCAGCCGCUCUUCCCAUGAGGCAGCGUGGGACCAGGGGGCCUGCAGCCCCUCUCCCAGUGGGGACUGACGUUCCAUGGACGUGGCCUCGGCUGGGGGGACCCCGCAGCUGUUGCAGCAGGGUGGCUGCUCUCCCCCCACCCCAGCCGGC
Falco peregrinus (peregrine falcon) is the source of this 2452-nucleotide messenger RNA. RefSeq names its product ephrin-A3. The transcript has 5 exons. Gene Ontology annotation, biological process: ephrin receptor signaling pathway; axon guidance. NCBI's taxonomy places the organism in Eukaryota, Metazoa, Chordata, Aves, Falconiformes, Falconidae. Gene Ontology annotation, molecular function: ephrin receptor binding. Gene Ontology annotation, cellular component: plasma membrane. The coding region runs from base 68 to 745 and encodes 225 amino acids. The record is from RefSeq and is a predicted model, not a curated record.